GGAAGAAGAAAAAAAAAACCAACCUCCGCUCGAGUCAGCAAACAUGUACGAGUGGCUGUAAUGCAAAGAGGGAUACAAGUCACAUCCACGCAGUCCGCGGAAAACCACGCAAGUUGUCAAGAUACCACCGAUCGCAACGGAAAGCGCGUUUGCUGGCGGGACUUUACCGCUGAGCCGUCGGAUGGAUGAUGAGGAGGAGGACAUGUCGCGGCCCAUCUCGCACCUCUGGGAAAUGCCCUUCAGGGACCUCAAGUACGACGACCGCGCCACACACAUCGGACAGGCCGGACGGGCCCUCGCCACCGCCGCCGCCGCGCCCACGUCGCAGGGCCACAACAACAACAACAACGACGUCGACGCCAUGCCUUGCAUCCUACAACUGCAGCCUCGCGUACCCUUUCACAGCAACGCUGGAUUGCGCUCGCAUUUCCCCGCUCAGUUCGAGCCCACGGAGGACCGGGGAGAGAGGCGCGUCGAAGGCGAGGAGGAGCAGGAGGAAGAGGGCAGAGGGGAGGAAGAUGGCAGGAUGGCGGAGAGGCCCGAGGAGCAGCGGGCCGGGGCGAGCGUGGAGGCGCAGAUCGGCCGUAAGCUCCGGGAGAUCGGAGACAAGUUCCAACAGGACCACGUCGAGCUGUUCAUGAGGCAUCAGAGACAAAACCUGCCCGCCUGGAUGCGCCUCACGAUGGCCCUGUUUGGCUUCCUGUUUCCCAGAGAGGCCCUCUUCCCCCGGCUGCGAGGAGAGCACAGAUGAAGAGGCUUCCUGCCGGGCCCCUCGCCUCAGCCACUUGUUCCACAGGGACAAGGGACCAGACAUUUAAGAUGGCACUGUAAGAUGGAACACGGGUUUUGGAUUUUGUUUUCUAGUCGAUCCUCGAAAGACGAGAUGAAGAAAACACCGGUCCCCGCUGGACGGAGGCUGAUUACAAUUUUUUUGGUUUACUUUUUGGGGUUCUUUUUUUUUCUUUCUCCGCGUCUCCAAGAAGAAGCCAUUGCGAUUGAAGAGAUAUUUUCGAAAUAUUUGUAAGAUUACCUAUUUUGUACAGUAAACUGCUCUUUUUCGUUUGGUAUUGAAGGACCUCCAUCAGUCCGGGGGAAUGCCUUAUUCUCUCCUGCCACAGUACUUUUGCGUCAAGGAAAUCAUAAAAUAUAGAGAUUCAUUUUAAGAUUAGCCUUCUUUCUUUCUUUGGGGCGACAAACUGUGGACGUGGACGCGGACUGUGCUAAAGUCACUGACUUCAGACCUCGAGGACUCGAGGCCCGUUUCUAAUUUAUUCUCAGUAAACAAAAAAGAACAAUAAGCCCCCGUACCUUUCCUUUAACGUUCCACACCGGCCAAUUUGAAAGUGGUUGCCACGACAUUGUGCCGGCGCUACUCGCUGGUGUCGGGUCAGUCCAGAUGUUUUACCAGCUUCCACUGUAGUUUAUAUCCAGCUGUCUCAUCCAUCGGCCCCUACAUCUCCAGCACUACCCGCGAUGUCGUUAGGAAGGGGCCUAAAGAUCCGACGUGUCGAUUCAGAUCCUGUCGAUCAAAAGGGCAAAAAACAAACAAACCCCAACACGUAUGCUUGAAUGUAGGUGUACCGAGGAUAUUCGGAUCGAGUGACUUCAAUACCUGACGUAGUCGUGACUACUUACUGGAUUUAUGAACAUGUGUAUUUAGGAGUGCGUGCUUACUGUUUCCAAAAUCUGCAGUCGUUUUCAAACCAAAUGAGCACAAGCGAAUCUCCGCCGCGGGAUCACGAUCAGGGAAGUGAAAAUGAAACAAUCACAGAGCUCACAAACGCCUGUCGUAUUCUGAAGCUUCUCCAGGCUUUCUGUCUCUGGCCGGAUCGACAAUCGAAAUCUCGCCCUUUUGCGGCGUUUUUUAAGGGGAGAGCAAUAUUCAACCCAGUGGAAGGAAUCCGAAUCUUAGGGGUCUGUCGGAUUUUGC
Molecule: messenger RNA, 1930 nt
Organism: Gasterosteus aculeatus aculeatus (three-spined stickleback)
Lineage: Eukaryota; Metazoa; Chordata; Actinopteri; Perciformes; Gasterosteidae
Gene: bmf2
Product: BCL2 modifying factor 2
Biological process (GO): apoptotic process; positive regulation of apoptotic process; negative regulation of autophagy
Cellular component (GO): myosin complex
Source: RefSeq, a predicted model, not a curated record